UCUAGUUUGUAUAUUAAGAUGUGUACAGCUCGAAGCGGAGUCAUCGAUUGCGUCUUCGAUGUCCAUUUUCAUCUCAUCGUCAUGUUAUAUCUGCAGAGGUGAAGUUAUAGCUCAAAAUAACGUUUUAUCAGACUACGAUGUUCACAAAAGUGUGGCUGCUGUUUCUGGUCUUUCCUGUCAUUUUAUCUAAUGCCCAGUUUAAUGUACCUGAAAUCCAUGCCUUAGGCUGCUUGUCAUCAACAAUUCAAAAAUACGAGUGUUCUUGGGAGUUAGGUCCUAAUGGUCAAGAUAAUGAAUAUCAAGUCACUCAGAAAGUACUGCUUCAACCACCGACAGUAAUUAAAAAAAGCAACAUUUUUGUUGACGGAAGGACUCUGCUGGUGAAAUUCCGCAAUAAAGACUAUGGUAGUAUUAGUAAACAACGCAUCACUCUUAAUGCAACCAACCGCUUUGGCUCAAGCAUUUAUUCAUCAAUUGAAUAUUAUCCUAAGCAACAAGCAAUACCACUACCUCCUUCUGGUUUACAUGUGAACCGUAAAUAUCAUGAUUAUAUGGACAUUUCUUGGCGCAAGUCGAAAGGAGUUGCCCUCUACGAAGACCUGUUGAUCUACAAACUUCGGUACAGAGACCCCACAGUCGUUUAUUGGACAGAGAUACGAGAUCUACAGAGAAGGAAGUUCGAGUUACAUAAUGUGGAUGCAUUUACAGAGUAUGAACUUCAAGUUGCGUCAAAAUUUGUAACCUACGAGAACCAGUCAGCAGGAUGGAGCCCGUGGUCAACAAAAAUAUUAACAACCACGGAUAUGACGUAUCCUGGAUCACCGAAAAACCUCAAAAUACAUACAACUUUCACUAAUUUGACAUCUAUCCACGUUACAUGGCUGCCCCCAACCCAACGGAAUGGACCAAUCAGUAAGUACUAUGUCCGCUACAAAUUUACCGACACAUCAUGGAGUUCAAAACUGUCUGUCACCUCAACUUGGUUUGACUUAAACGCAAGAUGCACAACUGGCCAGGUUUACCGACUUAAAAUUGGCAUCGCAGCGGUGAACGUAUCGCCCGAUGGCAGAGAGUUCAUUGGUACAGAGGAGUUCGUUGCUAGAUCUGUCUGUAGUCAAACAAAUCAAUAUGAUGAAUACGAAGAAGAUACUGUUGCGAGUUUGGAUGAUGAAUCUAGUUACAAGAAGAUUCACACUGCGACCGUAUUAAUCAUCAUAUUGUGUGUUAUUGGACUCUGUUUCAUGUUCAUCUUGAUCACAGUUAUAUUCUAUAAACGAUCUAAACUACACGGCAAUCCCAAGAUAGAAUGGAGAUUCAUGCAUUUAGAAGCCCCGAGUCCGCCACAAACUGAAACUGAAAUUUUUGAUGAGUUACCCAGACGGCUAAACCAAAGUUUGCAAGACACAGCUGUAAACGAUGUAUUGAUGUUACCUCAUUCAUCUUCAGCUUUAGCAACGAGCGAAUGUAUUAGCGACUCCAAUGACGCCAUUGACCAGGACAAGCAUUCAGAAGGCAGCUGCUGCGAUGAUUCAAGCGAUUUAAAAGAUCCCAAUGAAAAUAAUGAAAGACUAACGGAUCAAUGGCCUGUUGCUGAGGAUUUUAGUUAUGUAACAAAUGGCUUCUAAUAAAUAUCGGGCCUCGACCUUUAAAAUUCUAUUUCCACGUCAGGAGCGGAUCCAGUAAGGGUGGGGUUGGGGGGACACGAGGGCACGUUCCCCGUUUUACCACAAAAUUUUAAAAUUUAACUACCGCACUGUAUCAAAGCAAAUCACAAGAUAAAGGGUUCAGGAUUUUUACAUUUUACUAAGAAUUGGAUAUUGACUACAGUGAUUUACAUGUAGAUUAGAACUGCCACAUUUUUCUUACUAUCUAUGCAAUGUAGGCCAAUGUAGGCCUACUUUAGAACAGUAUGUACUUCUUAUUGUAGCAUUAUUUUAGUUUAGAAAGUACAGUAUCAAAUUUUAGUUUUUAACAUUCGUAUGCUUAGACCUAUAUUUUGGAGUUAUUUUGGUGUUAAAUAAGCGUUAUAACACUAAACAUACUCAAAAAACGCACUUGCAUUAUUAAUAGGCCUGCAAGAGAUUUUGGAAGUUCAUACAGUAUUAGAUGCAGGCCUAGUUAAAUGCUGCUUUUAUAAUAUGUUAGCUUAAUCAUAAUAUACUGACAAUCUGAUUCAUAUUUUGAAAGUUAUCAAAUUACAAAUUCUUUCUUGGUAAUGAUAUGAUAAUGCACACUUUUGAAUAAUGAUCUUCUUCGCCUCCUAUUUGGAACGCCGAUGUACAUAAGCCUAAGUAGGUAUAAUCAGUAGUAUAUUUAAUAAAUUAUGACUGAGUUGUUGGUUUUUUUUAAAUUAUUAUUAAAACG
Molecule: messenger RNA, 2364 nt
Organism: Anneissia japonica
Lineage: Eukaryota; Metazoa; Echinodermata; Crinoidea; Comatulida; Comatulidae
Exons: 8
Coding region: 138-1625 (495 amino acids)
Molecular function (GO): protein binding
Source: RefSeq, a predicted model, not a curated record